UAUACCGUGGCUGCCGGCGGUUGGGUACCGAGUUCGCUCGUCUUUGUCUGUCGCUAUGUCUGGCCGUGGCAAGGGAGGGAAAGGGCUUGGGAAAGGGGGUGCCAAGCGGCACAGGAAAGUGCUGCGGAUAAUCCAGGGCAUCACCAAGCCUGCCAUCCGCCGCUUGGCUCGACGGGGUGGCGUUAAGCGCAUUUCGGGUCUUAUCUACGAGGAGACCCGCGGAGUGCUCAAGGUCUUCUUAGAGAACGUGAUCCGUGACGCCGUUACCUACACGGAGCACGCCAAGAGGAAGACCGUCACCGCCAUGGACGUGGUCUACGCCCUCAAACGCCAGGGCCGCACGCUUUACGGCUUCGGCGGCUAAGCCGCUGGUCACAUGCUCCUGGACGUUGUGCCUCUAGCGCACCUACCCAAAAAAAAGGCCCUUUUUAGGGCCGCCCAUCUUGUCAUUAAAGAGUUGUGCUACGUUUGGGGCCCUAGAUAAGCUUUCCGGGGUAGCGUCGGCAGCGACUCUAGUCUGGGUCCAGGCGAGGAUGGGUUAACGUGCUGGGAGCUGGUGCCAUGUACUCGCGAUGUGUUAUAACUGCACCGGCAAGGACAAUAGCCAGAGGGGGAAAGCUGUUGAUCCCUGGGAAGCUGUUAGGGGCGGGGUCGACGCAGAACCUCUCUGAAGCAACCACCGUCUCCCCGCACGUUGGAAGGGUACUCUCUGGCUAAUGGGGUCACGAUUGCCGAUCGGGCAACAGAGCCCCGGGACGACGCGAUGCUGACACCCCACUUUGAGGUGGGAUUCCUAUUUAGUGGGAAAAGCGCCCUUGGGUCUGCCGGGAACCCGGAGCUGCUGCUCUCCACUCAAUUAAGGUUGGAGCAGCGUUGCCUAGGGAACCACUCUGCAAGGAGCAUUGCAUGACUUGAAACCUGUGGAAUUUGUGAAACACCUCAGCAACUCUGCCCUAGAAACGAGAUGGAAAGGCCCACCCCAGGUAUCCUUAACAACUGACAGGGCAAUGAAAAUCUUCAAAAGUGUUGACUCAGGAUGCAAGUCUUUUGGUGUAAGUGGGCCCGACUGAACACUUGGUGGGCAGUGGUCUAGAACAGACACCUUAGAAUCAGCAUUACCAAGGAAAACCAUUUCUCAGAAGCAGAGGACUUGCUGAAGUCAGACAGCUGAAACCAAGACCUGCUGUCUUGAUGGAUGUUAACAUGCAUGAUUGUUCCCUUUUGUCCUGACUGUACAGGUACAAUUAUUAUGCAUUGUCUCUUAGAGAUUCCUCUGAGGGAGAUUGAUUGUCUCUUACAGUUUCCAGUAAAGGGCCCCCUGAACCGUUAAUGGGUACCUAGGGCCUUCCUCUGGUGACACUGAAGUCUGGGUCUCUUGCUUCCCAAUUGAAUGUGGCUCCUCCUGGCCAAGUAGCUAUCUUUCAAAGCUAAGGGGCUGAUUGGCAUCUGGAUAGGGAGAACAGAGAAACUCCUCUCCCCUGCAGGGAUCGCCUCCUUCUGACCUGAAACUGCUUCUACUUUUAAACCCAAAUUGCUGAAUUUCAGCCACAGCUUAGCUAUUUAAAACUCCCAGAGGUGUGAAUGAUGUCUUCUCUUAGCCAAAUUGCUUGCUGCUUCCUUCACCCAAUCAGAUAUGGGUUUGUGCCCUAGUCCCAAGGAGGUUUAGAGGGAAGUCAGAAUACUCCCUGCUUCCCAUUGCCAUUUCCACACACUUCCCAAGACCUCUCUUCUUUUGACAUUCACUUUAUCCAAAUCUAUCACCAACCCCCCCCUUCAUGAUUUAAAAACGGGUAUGUGUCAGCCAACUAUCUAAGUACAACAGUCCCCCUCCAAAAAACAGACAAACACAGAAAAGGGAUACAAAUUCAUACAUGAUGGGGUAUGGUGAUGCUAAAAAAAGAGCUAGCCUUUUUUCAGUUUGCUUGAUAUAUUAGUAACUUGCAAUUACCUUCCUAGAUUUCUGGGUUGGUGCAUUGGUGUAAGAUCAGCUAUUCUAUGGGAUCAAGGGGAUCAUCAGCCUGGAGAUAUCAGGUACCUCAUACUUCAUCUGACCCCAGCAGAUUAAAUGAUUUGCCCAAGUAGAUACAGGAAAGUGCCUGAAGUAGACUUGAGCAUAAGUUCUUUGACUUCAGAGACUUCCUCUUCCCCUAGGUCAGUGGAGUGGAAGGGAAAACACAGGACAUUCUCCUUCAAUGUUGCUGCAUUCUGGUUGACUGACAGGGCUAUCCACAGUUAUCAAGUAAAUCUGUGCAACAACAAACCAUGCUGCCUGUCUUGAUGUCAAUCAACAACUCACCCAAGAAGUAAUGUUGGUUGAAAAAGAGAGGGAAUGGCCUCCUCCCUCUAAAUUAGAUUUUUCCAAAAUGUGGUCCCUCCCUCUCCAGUGAAGCAAUCGCCAAAAUUAUUAUAUAUAUAUUUUUUUUAAUACAAUGCCCAUCUAAAUUCAGUUCAGACAUUUUAUUCAAUGAAACUAAAGUUGAAGUUCGAGUCAACUAAGAGUCUGAGACUCAAAAUGAAUUCUUGCUCGUUGUCAAGGGCAGUAGCUAUUUAUUAUUGUACAGACGAGUUCAAGUUUCAGUUGAGAACAGUCAAAUCUGGGUGUGUGUAGGAUCUGCAAGUAUCAUUGGCAUUAUGUAUAGGUGUGUGACACAGCCAAGUUAUAUUAUCACAUUCUUUAAAGCAUCUGAACAUGAAGUAUGUCAAGUUGAAGUUAAACAAUCUUUGUGUAGUGGCUAAAUGUGUCAUAAUGUCUGUCGUGUUUCUCAAAAUCACUCAUUCAUUUUGACAAAUGCAGUACAACAUAAUGACUUGGUUUUUUGUUUCCUUGUUUGUGAGCUUUUUGUAAGGCUGUCAGGGUUAAGUGACUUGUCUG
Molecule: messenger RNA, 2872 nt
Organism: Phascolarctos cinereus (koala)
Lineage: Eukaryota; Metazoa; Chordata; Mammalia; Diprotodontia; Phascolarctidae
Source: RefSeq, a predicted model, not a curated record